Messenger RNA from Solea senegalensis (Senegalese sole), 726 nucleotides. It is a transcript of the gene fabp4a, whose product is annotated as fatty acid binding protein 4a. The record is from RefSeq and is a predicted model, not a curated record. NCBI's taxonomy places the organism in Eukaryota, Metazoa, Chordata, Actinopteri, Pleuronectiformes, Soleidae. Gene Ontology annotation, molecular function: fatty acid binding. Gene Ontology annotation, biological process: fatty acid transport. Gene Ontology annotation, cellular component: nucleus; cytosol. The transcript has 4 exons. Bases 93 to 497 code for a protein of 134 amino acids.
ACCGAGUCCACCAGGUUCACACACUCACACACAUACACACACCCGGAGUCAGUCCACGCGCUGUUACUGAGGACUUUCCACAGACUGCAAACAUGGUUGAGAGUUUUGUUGGGACGUGGAAGAUGUUGCAGAGUGAAAACUUUGAUGACUACAUGAAGGCAAUUGGUGUGGGGUUUGCAACCAGGCAGGUGGGGAACCGGACCAAGCCUAAUUUGAUCCUGAGCGUGGACGAGCAGGGGAUUAUAUGCAUGAAGUCUCAGAGCGCCUUCAAAUCUACUGAGAUUAAGUUCCAACUCAACGAGCCCUUUGAUGAGACCACAGCAGACGACAGGAAGACCAAGACCGUGGUGACUCUGGACAACGGCAAACUCGUGCAGAAACAGACCUGGGACGGCAAAGAAACGAGUAUCGAGAGGGAGAUCUCAGACGGGAAGUUGAUAGCAAAAUGCAUUAUCGGUGAUGUGGUCGCAGUGAGGACGUACGUGAAGGAAGCGUGAAGGCUCCUCGCUCCUCCUCCUCCUCCUGCUCGGCUGCGUUGCUGGGACGACAGGCUCAGUUCAAUGAGCGCAAAAAUACAAACGUUCUGCUCACCUCUUCUUUUUCUUUAUUUUUCACUGUGUUGCCAAAAAAAAAAAAAACAACCUGUAACUUGUGUUCUCCAACAUUUGGACACAUUUGGUUUCAUUUGUUGUGGUGAUUUGAAUAAAAAUGGAUGAAAAAAAAAAA